AUGGAGUUAGAUCGAGUUGAGACAUAUAGAACAAUGAAAAAAGAAUAUUUUGCUAAAGAAUAUAAAAGCCCUACAAAAGCAAAUGCAAAUAUAAAUCAAAUUGAAACUGAGGGAUCUGUGUCAGCUUCUUUUAUUGACUUUGUAAGAUUAGAAAAAAAUAAAGAGCAGUUGCUUUGCUUUAAUGAAAAAAUCAAUGGAAAAUCUGCUUGGAUUCUCCUUGAUUCUGGAGCUUCAAAAAACUUUGUAGACACAAAGUUUGUUGAAAAAAAUCAUUUACAAAAGAUUAAUAUGGCUCCAAUUAUUGUGGAACUGGCUGAUGGUCAAAAGAAAGAAGCUAUUACUGAA
Acaulospora morrowiae is the source of this 345-nucleotide messenger RNA. The record is from the annotation of a GenBank genome assembly. Lineage: Eukaryota; Fungi; Glomeromycota; Glomeromycetes; Diversisporales; Acaulosporaceae.